AUGGACGCCAGCCAGCUGGUCUCUGCGACCAUCACGGCGCUGCCGGCGCUGUGCACGACGACUCUAUUACCAGCCGCCGGGGUCAUGACAUUGGGGCCCCAGGGCGUCCCAGUCCCCUUGAUCGAGCCCGCCGUCUUCCAGAUUCCUUGCCCGACUGUGAAUCUCGUUCCUCGGAUCGCCGUGGAGGCUUCGGGCGAUGAGAGUAGCCUCACUCAGCACGAGGCAUCUGAGAGCAGUCCCAAAUUUUCCGAUUUCCGCGAUCCUUUUUACGCCUCAACUUUUCCAAUAUGUUACGCCCUCGCCGCGACCACCGUCACGGCUUACAUGCUCGUCGUUAUGCUCUUCGUCACCCCUCGCUCCUUUCUCGACGGAGGCGUUGUCUACCUCGGCCGGCGAUCCGGUUUCACCCACAGCUCGUCCAGCAGCGUCAGCAUUGGCGGACGUCCUUGGCUGCAAAAGGUGGCCGCUUUGACUGUCGCCAUUUCACUUACCAUCGCCUCCGCGGACACAUUCCAGGUGGCUCAGAAUCAGUAUACGUGGGGGAUCCAGAACGCGAAGCAGCUGCAGGACGAGGUCAUGAACAGCGUGGAACUCAAGGUUAUCCGUCUUGUCUCAGACACGUUCCUCUGGCUUGCUCAAGUACAGACUUUGAUUCGACUGUUUCCCCGCCAGCGAGAAAAGAUCAUCAUCAAAUGGGUUGCUUUUGCGCUCAUCACCCUUGAUGUCAUUUUCAGCGCAAUUACUAGCUUUCAGUACUCGGACAACGGCAUCAACACCAACGUUCGACCCAAAAACUUUGUACAUCCCGUCCCCGCCCUCAGCUACCUCUUUCAGCUGUCAUUGGGACUCUUAUACGCGGCGUGGGUUGUCUACUUUGCGCUCAUGAAGAAGCGCUACGCAUUCUAUCACCCCUUUAUGAAGAACAUUACCCUCGUCGCAAUCAUUUCGAUCACUUCGAUUUUGAUUCCCGUCGUCUUUUUCAUUCUCGAUAUUUCACAACCCGAAUUUACUGGAUGGGGAGAUUAUGUGAGAUGGGUUGGCGCAGCAGCCGCCAGUGUGGUUGUAUGGGAGUGGGUGGAAAGAAUUGAGGCUUUGGAGCGUGAGGAGAAGAAGGAUGGUAUCCUCGGCCGGGAAGUAUUCGAUGGCGACGACACGCUCGAGAUCAAUGCGGCCGAAUUCCCAUGGCUUCGAAAUCGAAAGACAAGAAAGGGAGGAGGUGGAGGAGGAGGCGGCGGCAACGGUGGUGGCGGCGGAGGUGGAGGACAAGCAUCUUCAGGUGCAGCCAAUGGAUGGGCCAACGUUUCCGCCAUUACCGGUCGAUAUCGUGGGCAGGAUAACGAGGGUGCUCAGGAAACUACGGAGCAGUCAGGACAGAGGGGCAUGGGUAACAUCCUACGGCCCACGAUCUGGCCAACCCGUCCAGCACCGGCAGUAACGCCCAUCAGUCGAACCGACACAGCUAGCGCGGCGAGUACAGUCUAUGCCGUACGAUAUCCGCCAUCAUCAGAGGCGACGACACGAACACCUGAACCUCUACCACAACAAAGUAUGGUGGAUUUGAGCCGACAAAACAGUAUCCCUCAGAGUCACCAGACGAACGACGAGCCUACUCCUCCCAAUCAGGCCCCAGCCUCAGUACAGAAUGGCCAUGUUGUCUCGCCUGCAGCCCGUCAACCGGUAGACCUGGAGGCCAACACACCGAAUAGCCCGACUCAUGGUGGCUGGCGGAAUCUCACAUUUGCCAGCCCGAUUUUCCGUCGUUCGAGUGAGGAUCCGCCACAGGAGGUUGCACAGCACUCGCAGCAUAUACCAGAACCCGAACGCGAGGGACGGACAACCGUACCAAGUAGGUGGGAUCUAAGGGCUCGUCUGGAGGACUUUGCAGCAAACCAAGCUGAGAAGCUGCGGGAUCGAGUGCGGUCAGCACCCAACACAGAGAGCCUUCCUGUGACGGUGAUUCCAGCACCUCCACGAAGAGGGGCCGCGCUCCAGCAGGUUCUUGAAGAGGAGGAGCUAAAUACGGCAGAUCAACAAUCGAGCAGCAGAGAAGGGCUUACGAACAACAACGACAGCCACAGCAGCAUGUCUCGAGAAGCAUCAGGAGAAGUGACACAGCUGGACAGGAGUCGAAGCACGCUGUCAGGAAGCCAACUAGGCGAGGUUCCGAUCCCAGCCACCAACCCGCCGCUAUGGCGAGGCGUGCAGCCCAGGGUGAUGUACGAGGAUGACUAUUACUACUCUGGCGACGAGGACUCGGUGUCAGAAAGGUCAUCACUUGAUCACCGGCGACAAGAUUUGGACUCGCCUGGCCCGCAGCGAGCGACUUGA
Messenger RNA from Fusarium vanettenii 77-13-4, 2328 nucleotides. RefSeq lists its product as uncharacterized. Lineage: Eukaryota; Fungi; Ascomycota; Sordariomycetes; Hypocreales; Nectriaceae. The transcript has a single exon. The record is from RefSeq and is a predicted model, not a curated record. The coding region runs from base 1 to 2328 and encodes 775 amino acids. Gene Ontology annotation, biological process: cellular response to pH. Gene Ontology annotation, cellular component: plasma membrane.